AUGAUUGACUAUCAAACAUAUCCACGAAUAACUGGUUCUCUCCGUGCACAUUCUGAUAUUGCUGAACGACUACAUUAUCGAGGCGAUACUGAUGAAUUACUACGACGUCGUCAGCAAUCAUUGAACACUAAUUCAAGAAAAUCGAUCACAUGGCAAGAACUUCAACAGUUAUUUUUGAAAAAUAACUCAAAUUCAACAAUUGAAUCACAGAUCAAACAAUUACGAAAAUAUGCCAUUGAAUUCACUGGUUCAGAAUCAGAUUCAUCACAGAUUGAUUCUGUUUGUAUUUAUCUUUUUGAAUUAUUUCGUAAUGUUAAUCAAAUACAAGUUUCACUUUUAAAAGAAUUAAAAUUACGAUUUCCAACUUACACUCAACAAUUAGUAACACACACAUUUGAAUUGAUACGUUCAUUAAUUCAUUCUCUAAAACCAAGUUUCGAUGAAGAAUAUUCGUCUCGUACUUCUUCUAAAACACCAUCAAAACAAUUAUUUGGUGAAGCAACUGUCUUUCAUCCUGUUUCUAUACAAAUAAAUGAACCACUACCUUGGCUAGAUCGUUUAUCGUAUGACUUCGCUUAUCAAGAACAAGAGAAUAUUAAAAAUGAAGAAACAUGGACUGAAGCUUUACCGAUUGCUGCUCCUACAGCAGCAGCAGCAUCUAUUUAUACUAAAAAAUGGCUUGAGAAUCAGUUACGCACAGUUUUAAAAGUUCGUGAUGGUGAAAAUAUUUUAGGUCCACAAGAAUUUUGCAAUUUAGUUUUCGAAACUCUUGUUUCAAGUUCAUCAGAUGAUGAAAUUCAACAUUCUCUAUGUGAUAUUGUUGGUUAUGAACAUAUUGAAUUAAUCAGUGAAUUAAUACAAAAUCGUCAAAUGAUAAUCGAUGGUAUUCUAACUAGUGCUAAAGCUCGUCCACGUGAAAUCGUUCGAGCACCAGAACUUAUUCAACGGCAAUUACAACCAAUUCAUGGUCCUACAAUAGUUGUACAAAGUGAACAAGAAAAACGCUUAGGAAAAUUAAUACGAAAACAAGACCGAAAACAACAACAGCAAUCUCAACAACAACAACCAGAUGAUCCUUUAAGUGAAUUUGCUAAUCCAGAUAUGUUAAGAUAUGAACGUGAACGAGAAUUACUUUUAGCGACAGAAAAACGUUAUGAGAAAUUAUCAACUCUAUCUCAACCAAGGUCAAAUCGAACGCCCACGAAAUUGCCAUUUGUAUUUGAUCAAUUACAAGAAAUUAAACAGAAAACAGCCUACAUUGGAGGACGUAAUCUUCUCUUACCGGAAAAUAUUGAACGAAAAUCAUCAACAAAUUAUGAUCUUGUUCAUAUUCCACAUGGUGAACAGAUUAAAUUAGCAAAUUUAGGAAAAAAUGUUUGUCCGGCACUUGUUCGAUUUGAAGAUUUGGAACCACUUGGACAAAUUCUAUUCAAAGAUAGUAUUCAAACACUCAAUUUAGUUCAAUCAAUCGUAUACAAAACAGCAGUGUUUUCAAAUGAAAACAUUCUUAUUUCUGCUCCAACUGGUGCUGGUAAAACAAAUAUUGCUAUGUUAACAAUUCUUUCUGAACUACGUCGUCAUUAUGACGUUAAAAAUAACGUUUUACUGGAUACAGAUUUUAAAAUCAUCUAUGUUGCACCAAUGAAAGCUCUUGCUUCGGAAAUGGUUCAAAAUUUUUCUCAACGUCUUUCAUCGCUUGGUCUUCAAGUAAAAGAAUUAACUGGUGAUAUGCAAUUAACUAAAGCUGAAAUCGAACGAACACAUAUGAUCAUAACAACGCCUGAAAAAUGGGAUGUUGUCACACGAAAAUCAACCGGCGACACAAAAUUUGUGCAAAGUGUUAAAUUAUUAAUUAUUGAUGAAAUUCACUUGUUACAUGAAGAUCGUGGUCCAGUUAUUGAAGCACUUGUUGCACGUACACUUCGACAAGUUGAACAAACACAAGAGUCAAUUCGAAUUGUUGGCCUAUCGGCUACAUUACCCAAUUACAUCGAUAUCGCUAAAUUUCUUUUUGUUAAUUUAAUGACUGGUCUCUUCUUUUUCGAUCAUCGUUUUCGUCCUGUACCAUUAGCACAAACGUUUAUCGGAAUUAAAGGUGCAAAUAAAAUGGCUACGACCAAAAAUCUUGACGAUGUCUGCUAUGAUAAAGUCUUAGAACAAAUCAAAGUUGGACGACAACAGGUUCUUGUUUUUGUUCAUGCUCGUAAUGCAACAGUCCGUACAGGACUUCAAUUAGUUGAAUAUGCACGUAAUCGUGGUGAUCUUGAAUAUUUUCUCUACAAAGAAAAAGAUGACGACGGUCAACACGAAUCCAGACAAUAUCAAGAAGCAUGCCGGCAUGUAUCUCAUUCAAAGAAUGUUCAAUUACGAGAUCUAUUUCCAAAUGGUAUUGGUAUUCAUCAUGCCGGAAUGUUAAGACAAGAUCGAAAUUUAGUUGAAAAAUAUUUCUCGAAAGGUUUUAUUAAAGUACUUGUUUGUACGGCAACUCUUGCUUGGGGUGUCAAUUUACCAGCGCAUGCUGUUAUUAUAAAAGGUACUGAAUUAUACGAUAGUAAGCGUGGCUCAUUUGUUGAUUUGAGUAUUCUUGAUGUACUGCAAAUAUUUGGUCGUGCUGGUCGUCCACAAUUCGAUACCAAUGGUCAUGGCAUUAUUUUAACAACAUAUGAGAAACUUCAACAUUAUUUAUCUUUAUUAACACGACAAAAUCCAAUUGAAUCUCAAUUUAUUAGCCAUUUAACAGACAAUCUUAAUGCCGAGGUUGUCCUUGGUACAGUAGCAACAGUAGCUGAAGCAUGUUCGUGGCUUCGUUAUACUUAUUUACAUGUUCGUAUGCAUGCAUCACCAAUAACAUAUGGUAUUAAUGCAAGUAUGUAUGCAGCUGAUCCAAUGCUACAUAGUUUUCAACGAGACAUAAUUGCUAAAGCAGCACAAGAACUUGAUAAAGCACAUAUGGUCCGUUUUGAAGAAAAAACUGGAUAUUUAUUUGCUACAGAUCUUGGCCGAACAGCUUCUCACUAUUAUAUUAAUUAUGUAACAAUUGAAACAAUAAAUGAACGUUUAUCAAAUCGUUACAUGAGUGAAGCCGAACUGAUUGAACUUGCAUCAUUAGCUGAUGAAUUUUCUCAACUUAAAAUUCGUGAUGAUGAAUUAGAUGAACUUGAUUUAUUAUAUAAUAGUCAAUGUCGGGUACCGGUUAAAGGUGGUGUCGAGAAUGUUCAUGGAAAAACAAACAUUCUCAUCCAAGCGUAUAUAUCUCGUGCGCAAUUACAUUCGUUUUCAUUAGUAUCGGAUAUGUCCUAUGUUAAUCAAAAUGUUGUUCGUUUAAUACGUGCACUAUUUGAAGUUGUUCUCAAACGUGCAUGGGCGACACUAUCAUCGCGGUCACUUCGUUUAGCUAAAAUGGUUGAGCAACGCAUGUGGGAUACUAUAAAUCCUCUAUGGCAAUUUUCUCAAUAUAUCAAUGUUGAAAUUCUUCAAAAGUUAGAUGAAAAACAAAUGACACCAGAACGACUAUUAGAAAUGGAUGCAAAAGAGAUUGGCAUUAUGAUACAUAACACACGUUUAGGCAAAGAAAUAAAAGCAUAUGCAUCUUAUAUACCUGUAUUAAAAAUUGAUACUCAAAUACAACCGAUAACUCGAACUGUUCUACGCAUAAAAUUGACUAUAACAGCAGCUUUUAAGUGGUCGGAUAAAAUUCAUGGUACAAAUAGUCAACAAUUUUGGAUAUGGAUUGAAGAUCCUGAUACAGAUAAUAUAUAUCAUUCCGAAUAUUUUAUAAUUACAAAAAAACAAGUUAAACUUGAAGAACCACAAACAAUUAUUUUUACUAUCCCGGUAAUUGAACCAUUAGCUAAUCAAUAUUAUGUACGAGCUAUUAGUGAUCGAUGGCUUGGUUCAGACACAUCAACGAUUAUGUCAUUUCAUAAUCUCAUUCUACCCGAACGUCAUAUGCCACAUACAGAACUAUUGGAUUUGGAACCAUUACCAAUCACUGCAUUAGGUAAUCCUGCAUAUGAAGCUUUAUUUGAAUUUAAACAUUUUAAUCCAAUUCAAACACAAUUAUUUCAUUGUUUAUAUCAUACAAAUAAUAAUACAUUACUCGGUUCACCUACAGGUUCAGGUAAAACAGUGGCAGCUGAAAUCGCAAUGUUGCGUGUUUUUAAUAAAUAUCCUGACAUGAAAUGUGUCUAUAUCGCACCAUUAAAAGCACUUGUCCGCGAACGUAUACACGAUUGGAAAAUACGUCUUGAACAAAAUCUUGGUAAAAAAGUUGUUGAAUUAACCGGUGAUUUUACACCUGAUACACGUGCUAUCCAAUUAGCUGAUGUUAUUGUUACGACACCUGAAAAAUGGGAUGGUAUGAGUCGUUCGUGGCAAACACGUUCCUACGUUAAACAAGUUGCUUUAUUGAUUAUUGAUGAAAUUCAUAUGUUAGGUGAAGAUCGUGGUCCAGUACUUGAAGUUAUUGUCUCGCGAGCAAAUUUUAUUGCUUCACAUACUGAUCUACCACUCCGUAUUGUUGGUCUAUCAACAGCUGUUGCAAAUGCACGAGACCUAGCCGAUUGGUUAGGUAUAACAGGUUCAAUAGGAUUAUAUAAUUUUCGACCUAGUGUUCGACCGGUACCAUUAGAAGCACAUAUUCAAGGUUAUCCAGGCAAACAUUAUUGUCCACGUUGUAUGUCAAUGAAUAAACCUGCUUAUCAGGCUAUACGUACGCAUUCACCGGAUAAACCUGUGCUAAUAUUUGUUAGCAGUCGACGACAAACACGUUUAACAGCAGAAGAAUUAACAAAAUAUUUACUCAAUGACGAUCAUCCUAAACAAUGGUUACAUUCGUCCGAAGUUGAAAUGGAGAAUAUUUUAGUACAGAUACAAGAUAAAAGUCUUCGAAUGACAUUAGCAUUUGGUGUCGGCAUUCAUCAUGCUGGUUUAAAAGAUCGUGAUCGAGAUAUUGUCGAAAAAUUAUUUGUUAAUCGAAAAAUUCAAAUAUUAGUUGCAACAUCAACAUUAGCAUGGGGUGUUAACUUUCCAGCACAUCUUGUUAUUAUUAAAGGUACUGAAUAUUACGAUGGAAAAACUCAUCGUUAUGUUGAUUUUCCCAUAACGGAUGUAUUACAAAUGAUGGGCCGUGCUGGUCGACCUCAAUUCGACGACUCAGGCAAAGCAGUUAUUAUGGUUCAUGACGUAAAAAAGAACUUUUACAAAAAAUUUCUCUAUGAACCAUUUCCAGUUGAAUCCAGCUUAUUGAAUGUCCUAUCUGAUCAUUUAAAUGCAGAAAUUGUAAGUGGUACAAUUUCAACAAAGCAAGAAGCACUUGAUUAUUUAACUUGGACCUAUUUCUUCCGUCGUUUACUUGUUAAUCCAAGUUAUUAUCAGAUGGAACCGCUAGCAAGCGAUGCGAAUGAACAAGUGACACUCAAUACAUAUUUAUCAACAAUUGUACAACGUUCACUGGAUGAAUUAAUUCGUUCAACGUGCGUAUUGAUCAGUGAAGAUGAUCAACGUACAUUACAAGCGACUGUUCACGGACGUAUAGCAUCACAUUAUUAUAUAUCAUACAAAACCAUAAAUAUGUUUGCUCAACGUGUUACAUCAAAUACAAACAUAGCAGACCUUAUUGACAUAAUUUCUUCUGCACAUGAAUAUGCUGAAAUGCCGGUUCGCCAUAAUGAAGAUGAAUUACACAAGACAAUGGUUGAUCGUGUACGAAUACCAUUUCAAAGUCCACCUCAAUUGGAUUCUCCACAUUUGAAAACAAAUUUAUUAAUACAAUUUCAUUUAAGUCGAUUGGAAUUUCCUCGUGUCGAUUAUGUAACUGAUUUAAAAUCUUGCCUCGAUCAGAUCAUUCGUGUCAUUCAAGCGUUAAUUGAUCUAUGUGCACAUAAAGCACUUCUAAGUCCAUGUUUACUUUGCAUACAUUUUCUACAAAUGAUAACUCAAGCACGAUGGAUAACCGAUCCGGAUGUUUUAACUUUACCACAUAUCACUGAUCGAUCAUUUGCUCGUAUAUUUUCGUCUCGUCUAUGCCAAUUAACUGAUAUUAAACGUGAAACGCUGAAUAAUAUGAUUCAAACUCAUUUAACAACAGCACAAAUCGAUGAUAUCUAUGAGCAUUUAAUGCGUUUACCACAAAUAGAAUUAACUUUUAAUAUACGUGGCUUUUGGUCAACACGUGUAGAAACUCGACAGCUACCAGCCAAUGUCCAUGCUGAUCAAGAAUAUACAUUACAAAUAGCUUUGAAAAGAAUUAAUCGAAUACGCAGAAAUGAAUUUCGUCAAUUAACAACAUCAUCAGUUAAUAAGCCAAAAGAUGAAUCAUGGAUAUUUGUUCUUGGUAAUUCAGAUACCGGUGAAUUAAUAUGUAUAAAACGUUUUAAUCAAAUCAUACGUUCUCAUACGACUGUUUCAUUAUCAUUUGUUACAUCAAAUAUAACAGGACGACAACGAUUAACACUUUAUUUAUUAUCCGAUGGCUAUUUAGGUCUUGAUCAACAGUAUGACUUCUUUAUUGAUGUUCAAUCUGCAUCGUUACAAACACAAAUUAACACAGAAUUAAAUCCAUUAUCUGAUGAACUCGAUCGACGACUUGCAGCUUUGCAAUGA
Messenger RNA from Rotaria socialis, 6603 nucleotides. The record is from the annotation of a GenBank genome assembly. Lineage: Eukaryota; Metazoa; Rotifera; Eurotatoria; Philodinida; Philodinidae.